UUUCGGGCCGUUUUUGAAGCGCUAAUCGCGAAUCUAGUAGUAUUAUUGAUCGAAGCACAAUGCACUAUUCUUCAGAGCAAAUUGACACUAUUGACAGUUGGUAUUUUUCUGAAUGAGUGUAAUGAGUGUAUACAAUGUUGAAUGUACGAAAUUUUACAAAAUAGUACGGUCACCAUUCGCCAUCAUCAAAUGCGUUUUGCCUUUCCGUGUUGAAAAAUUAACGGUUUGUGAUUAACAAGCACUUUAUUAUUAUGCAGUUGACAUGAAAAUUCCUCCAAAUAUUAAAGAGGUAGUUCCGUUUCAAUUUUGGCGGGACUAUCAUCAAUCACAUCGUUUGUCGAAGAAUAGUUCAAUCUGUCACUUGUCGCCCCUGGCCUCGAAUUCAUAUUUCUUACAUUUUAGCCGUUCAAUAUAAAAUUAGCAGUAGAAUUGGUGGUGACCAUUAGAUGUGGACAUUGAACGAUGUGUUGCUUGUAAGGUUUGAUAUGGAUAGGCGAGUUUACUCUGAUUACGAAGCAGACGUGUGCGAUCCUUUGGGUUCAGUUGUUGAGUGGUCAAGACAGGGGCCGGCCCGCAUCCUGCGGCGGCGCUGUCGAAGUGAGGGUGUCGACCGUUCACCGUACGAGGAUGUUAGUCGCGAACGCCGCUCCGCCGACGGAAUACCACGCCAAAACCGGCAGUCUAACAAAAGCUUCUUCACGCUGAACGUUGCUGAUACGUACCACGAUAGAUUUCGCCACGAGUGCUCUCCCACUGCUGAGAACGGAGACUACAUGGCGCACGAUCAGGACAGAUAUCAUAGCUAUCAGCCAUCAAAAUCAAGAUUUUAUAGAGCAAGUCCUACCAGACCAUUAUUAGUAACCACAUUAUCCAAUACCAAAGUAGAUGACAGAUUGCCCAAAGUCGAAGAAUUGUUUGAGAAACUUGACCAAGAUAUGAUGGAUGUCCACAAUACAAAACAACCAUUGAAAUCAAUAUUAAACAAUCCUUUUUUAAAGUCACCACCUCAGGGUAUACUAAAAAAACCAAAAAAUAAGGUUUAUCAAGAUUCAAAAACUAAUCUGGAAGGUCGCAGAAGGCAGCGGGCAUCAAGUGAAUCUGAUAAUUUAUAUUGUAACUAUCAUGUGGCAUCUCCUAUACCUGGAUAUGAUAGCCGCCUCGGGUACAUUUCAAGCAAUGUGAAACGGGCAAAAGACAAUUCUGGAACUGGUUACUCUUAUGGUACUGCUGUAGCGAAUGCAGGUCCUCGCUGCAAGAGUCCCACAUACUCAAAGAACUUGAGGUGUAGCUGCAAAGAUAACAUGUCAAGAGAUCAUGUGCAAGUGUUGAGGACUACUGCUAUUAACAGCGACACGGUUGACGUUCAGCCCAUUAUUGAAUUGCCCGGCCAAGACACGCCGACCCCGACUUGCCCGACGGUGAGCCCAGCCUUGCCCGUCAGCUCAGUCACGGCGAUACCAGUUAAAAAAUCAAUAAAGACAGUUAAGAAGAAAGUUAAAGCUAAAAUUAAAGUAUCGAAGAUGAAAUCGAACACUAAAGUCGAAUGUGCCGUUAUCGGAGGGGAGAUGGAAGAUGCACUCAGUCGAUCGCCCUCCCCCGACAUAGAAGUGUGGCAUAUGGAUACAGACCCGAUACCGAUAGAGAUAGGUGAUAUAGAGAAAGUCGUACUGAACAAGAAUGAAUCACUCGAAGAGAUCUCAGUCAACAAACUGUCCACAAAGCUAAACGGAACUGUCGUUACUCCUAAGAAAAAUCCUUCAAAAGAGAGGAUGAGCAAGGAGCAAAGGUUUCUGACUGCUUUGCAUACGACAAAUCCGUUUAAAACGAUACCGUCACGCAAAGAAUUGCCAUUAAUCAUCCCAGAAUCGAUCUCAAGCUGUCUCCGACCGUCUCUCUUCCCGCGAGUGCCCCCAUACCUGCGGUUCAUCGGACACGAAGACUGCACUCCGCUGAAGGUUCCAGCUCCCAUACAGAAGCAUCUGAAAUGGAAGCUCACAACGAUAACGCCUUUAGUUGUGAAGAAAACUUUGACUAAUUCUGGCUUUAGACUGGUUAAGAGCGAAUGUGACACGUCAGAGUGUCCGCAAGAAGAGACCGUAGAGUGGAUAGGCAUAUGGGGCAAACAUAUGAAGUCAAUAAUGUUCAGAGCCAUAAAAGAUGGACAGAAGAUGAAUCAUUUCCCCGGUACCUUCCAAAUCGGCAGGAAGGAUCGAUUGUGGAGGAACCUUCACAAACUUUGCACUAAGUAUGGAGUCAAAGAAUUUGGUAUUAUGCCGAAAACUUACGUAUUGCCACAUGAUCUCAAAAUGUUGAAGCAUGACUGGGAAAAGUAUGCCGCUAACAAUGAAAGGUGGAUCAUAAAACCGCCUGCGUCAGCCCGAGGCACCGGCAUCAAGGUGGUGUCCCGCUGGACGCAGAUCCCGAAGAAGAGGCCGGUCGUCGUCCAGCGCUACGUCUCUAAACCGUAUCUAAUUAACGGAAGCAAGUUCGACAUGAGGCUGUACGUGCUCGUCACGUCGGUGCACCCGCUCAGGAUAUAUUUGUACAAAGAUGGCCUUGCCAGGUUCGCGUCGGUAAAGUACAACGAUGAGUUGACAUCUCUGAACGAUAGGUACAUGCAUUUGACUAAUUACUCAAUAAAUAGGCUGUCCAAGAAUUACACGCCAAACGAAGAUUUUGCUUCUUGCGAGGGACACAAAUGGACAUUACAAACUCUAUUCCAAUACCUAAAGACUGAAAAGGACGUUGACACGGAAGCCCUGUGGGAUUCCAUGAAGGAUCUCGUUAUUAAAACCAUAAUAUCGGGCGAGGCGAGCAUCAGUUCGCUGACUAAAGCCAACAUAACGUCGCGGUACAACUGCUACGAACUGUUCGGGAUCGAUGUUCUGCUGGACGAAGAUCUCAAGCCCUGGCUCUUGGAGGUGAACAUCUCGCCGAGCCUGCACAGCGCGUCGCCGCUCGACAUCCACGUGAAGGGGCCCCUGGUCUCCACGGUGCUCAACAUCGCGCAGUUCCAAGUGCCCAACAAAACCAACUUGGAAAUGUUGGUUAAGGAUAAACCACACCAAUUAGCUGGAUUACCAUACGAUGGCAGAUUAUACACAGUGUAUUUAUCCAAAGAAGAGAGAGACAAGCAUAUAAUUUAUACUAAUAUGGAUGACAGAGAUUUGUACCUGCGCGACAUCCUGUCGACGCUGACGCCGGACGACGUGCGGCACCUGGUGCAGGCGGAGGACGAGCUGACGCAGGGCGGCGCCAUGGAGCGCGUGUUCCCGACGCGCGACACGCACCGCUACCUGCCCUACCUCGCCGGCCCGCGAUACUACAACAGACUCUUCGACGCCUGGGAGACCAGAUACGGGCACAACAGGACCGCCGGCAUCGAGCUGCUGCGCAACCUGUGCGACAUCGGGUACCACCUGGAGGUGCCGCCCGUCCCGCUAAAGCGGGCGGCGGCCGAGCUGAGCGCGUUGGAUCGUUGCAGAAUGACGUGGAUGCGCCGUCGCCGCCCGUAUCGGAGCGCCAGUCAGCGGGCUCCGUCUGCUCGGCGGGCGCGGGCCUGUCGCUCGCGGCGCCGCCCCCGCUCGAGGCGCGCGCCUAGCGCCGGCGCCGCUGCCUCCCCGCCUACAUGAUCAUCAUCAGCAGCGACGAAUGAACAGCCCGCGCCUCCAGACCGUACGCCGUCUGCGCGCUCAGUCUUGUUGCUGACGUCACUCGUUAAUAGACAACACACGGCACAGAUAAUCCUACGCAAACCAAAAUAAACUAGUUUUAGCGUUGAACAACUUUUUAAAUGAACUGUGGUGUCUGAGCAAGACAAGAGUGAGCGUGUAGAAUGUGCUUUUAUAUUAGUGCUUCUCAAUUAGUUUGAUGAAUAUUUCAAGGUCGAUGGUUUCAACUUGAAGGACGAAAUAACAUCAUUACGUUACCUUUUAUUUUGCUUAAUUGGUAUCCUCGGAAGUGUUAUCAUUGAUUGAGAAGCACUGAUCUAUAUUAUAAACCAUUGUAUCGACGAUGUUACCGUUCGAAGUAACGAUUUCUUUUUUGUCAUGCGAAACAUUACGACCUGAGAUUUUUUUUAUCGAUACUAUAUUAAUGUUUUGUGACAACAAAAUUGUCUUGUAUUUAAAUAUAAUGUGAAUAAAUAGUGAAUUUUUUGUGUGUUCGAGAGUAAUUUAUAUGUAAACAAAAAAUGCAGAGAAGUUUGCUCAUCGUUACUCAUGUGGGAUGGCCAACGAAAGUACGGUUAAGAUUGGUAGAGCGAGCGCUGAAAACUAUAUCGAUAAACGUAAAGAAAGAUCGAAUCAAUUUUGAAAUGGAACACAAUAAUAUCACAUGUUAAGAUUAAUAUUGAUGUAUCGAUCUUUCUUUUAAUGAAAUCGAUUAUAGAAUAAUCAUGAGCGGAUAUUGGCAGUGGAUAGAUCGAAAUCGAUUGUGACGUAUGGACUAGCAGAGAGCUUAUUUUAUAAAUAAUAAUUAUAAAUUAUACGAUUAGUAAUUUAAUAUGUGAAACUCGAACAAUUUCGACGUCCCUAAUUGAGAAAAUAAAUAACAUUAGAGUUGAGGAAAUAUGUUGGCCGUCUAUCGAAAUUACUGGUUAAGAAAAAAAGUACAAAAACAAAGAUUGAACAGUAAGAAUUGCUUUUAUGCAAAUUAAUAAAUUGAGAUUGUCGAAAUUGACGAUUAAUACAGUAAGUAAAUUAGAAGUCAAAUAUAAUGAGUUGUUAAGAGCUUAGAGCUUUUAUACAGAAUAUACACAUUCCUGGUCACCCUUGUUUAGUCUAGAGAUUGGUAAAAGUGUUAAAUAUAUCAGUUUACGAAAUAUAAAGAUUAUAACAUACAUACGUCCGAAAAAAUGUAAUUAUACAUAAUAAAAAAAACUAUUUAAGUAUUUGAACCAAAUGACUUAAAUUUUUAAUUUUUACAAAUUGGAUUGUAUGUUUAUUUAUGUGUGUGUAAUCUGAUUUAAAAACUCAAAAUUGUAUUGAUGUUAACUAUAGAGCUUUUUUAAAAAUUGAACAAGAAACAUUCGAAACUAGGAUAAACGGACAAAUUCAAAAAUCUACAUACUACAUAUACAUUUUUAAUUAUCGUGCAAGAGACACACCUAAAUACUCGCAGUCAUUUUAAAGUUAAUAACUAAGUUUUUUUUGUAAAAUCAUUAAGUAUCUUCGUAACUCAUUAAUUCUAAUGGAUCUGCUCAUAUUACAAAUAAAUAAAUUAUUUAGUUGAUGUUUUAGCUAUUAAAGUUUUUGAUGUGACUAAUAAAAUACGAGAGGGUUUUGUGUAAUGUGCGCUUAACGUGUGGACUGUAAUUAAGUAAUUGAACAAUACACACAUAUUUAAGUCUUAGUUUUUUUUAUUGUCCUUGUAGGCAGACGAGCAUACGGCCCACCUGAUGGUGAGUGGUUACCGUCGCCCAUGGACUUAGCAAUGCCAGGGGCAGAGCCAAGCCGCUGCCUACCGUAUUGUUUAGUGAAUACAGUAAUACAUUUAUUUUAGUUUGAAAUUUUCAUUUAGUUUAAAUAUAAAAUAGUGUGUUCGAAUGAGUAUAUUUGAGAAUGAGUUUCGUAGUUGUGCGUAUAUUAAUUGAGAUCCUAAACUGAAUGUGAAACUUAGUUAGGUGUGUCCCGAGUUACAAUGUGUUCAUUGUAUACCUAGUGUUGCUAGAGUAGAGGUUAAUGCUCGUGUCUUUGAAUCGUGUUCAAGCGUCGAUAACUAAAUCGAUCUAAAUCUGAUGUAAAUAUUUUAAAUUACUUUUUAAAUAGUAAUCAAAUAAUAUUGAUUGUUUUCAUUCCUGUGCGUUGACGAAAUCUUUAAAUUAAUAAGUUAAGAUUCUCAGAAUUACUUUUGAAUUAUCUAUGGAUAUCGAUAUUUUAAAAUAAAAUUAGUGUAACGAAAUAUUUUUCAGUGUAAACAAUAAAUAUGAUUGAAAUAUGAA
Bombyx mori (domestic silkworm) is the source of this 5941-nucleotide messenger RNA. Its product is annotated as tubulin monoglutamylase TTLL4. NCBI's taxonomy places the organism in Eukaryota, Metazoa, Arthropoda, Insecta, Lepidoptera, Bombycidae. Gene Ontology annotation, biological process: protein polyglutamylation; microtubule cytoskeleton organization. The transcript has 16 exons. The record is from RefSeq and is a predicted model, not a curated record. The coding region runs from base 447 to 3632 and encodes 1061 amino acids. Gene Ontology annotation, cellular component: cilium. Gene Ontology annotation, molecular function: tubulin-glutamic acid ligase activity; tubulin binding.